AUGGCUGUCUCUCCUGCUCCUGUUGAGGAGGCUCCCCAGUCCAUCUUUGCACCAGAGUCCAUUCCAGCAGCAAAGGCAACUCCAGCACAAGUGCCCAUCGCUGCUUCAGAGCCCAUCCCAGCACCAGUGCACAUUCCAGCACCAGUGCCCGUAUCUGCACCAGUGCCCGUCUUUGCACCAGAGCUCAUUCCAGUACCAGUGCCCAUUCAAGCACCAGUGCCCAUCUCUGUUUCAGAGCCCAUUCCAGCACCAGUGGCCAUCUCUGCACCAAUGCCAAUCCCAGCACAAGUGCCCAUCUCUGCUACAGAGCCCAUCCCAGCACCAGUGCACAUUCCAGCAUCAGUGCCCAUCUCUGCACCAGUGCCCGUAUCUGCACCAGUGCCCAUUCCACCACCAGUACCCCUCUCUGCACCAGUGCCCAUUCCAGCAGCAAAGGCACUCCCAGCCCUUGCUGACCGCUAUCAUCUGAAUAGGCCCAGAAGGAGGUAUGCGGAUAUAUUUGCCACAUCAGUGCUGACUGUGCCAGUAGCCCCACCCAACAUGUUGGACCUCAUGGCACCAAUGGCCAUUCCUGACCUCAUAGAAGAUCAAGAUGAGUCUGGACAGUGCCUAAAAACAACUCUGUCUGCUCAGGAGGUGAUGGCUGCCUCUCCUGCUCCUGUUGAGGAGGCUCUUAAAUCGGCUUCCUCUAAGGAUUACAUACCAUCUUUUAAGAGAUAUUGUAGGGGCUGGCUCACGUGGAUACUUUCAAAGAAAGAGGCUCAUCUCCCUGAUGACACUAACAAAUCUAUUUUUUGGGAUGUGUCUAAACAGAAAUGGGUGGAUCGAAAUGAACCAGAGAAAAAGACCAAAGCCGUCCCACCACCACCCAUGGACCCUCCACUGAUGCCCCCCUGGAACACCAGCAGCUCAACAGGAUGUGGUGGCCCAUCUACUUUACUCCCCACCAAUGGAGCACCAGUCAACAUGUUCCGGAGGACUGGUGAGUUCAUCUGCAGUGUGCUAGUAACAGCACAUGACCAUUGGCUCAGUCUGAUAUUUCAGCUUACAGACUGA
Molecule: messenger RNA, 1056 nt
Organism: Sardina pilchardus (European sardine)
Lineage: Eukaryota; Metazoa; Chordata; Actinopteri; Clupeiformes; Clupeidae
Product: BCL-6 corepressor-like protein 1
Exons: 7
Coding region: 1-1056 (351 amino acids)
Source: RefSeq, a predicted model, not a curated record